Messenger RNA from Benincasa hispida (wax gourd), 1280 nucleotides. RefSeq names its product WUSCHEL related homeobox 1 (gene WOX1). NCBI's taxonomy places the organism in Eukaryota, Viridiplantae, Streptophyta, Magnoliopsida, Cucurbitales, Cucurbitaceae. Gene Ontology annotation, molecular function: DNA-binding transcription factor activity; DNA binding. The record is from RefSeq and is a predicted model, not a curated record. Gene Ontology annotation, biological process: plant organ development.
CCCAAAACCAUUCCAUUCUUUCUAAUAAACUCCCAACAAAAACAUUAUAAAUAUUGUCUUUUUUUUUUUUUAUUAUUAUUAUUACUAUUAUUGAACCAAAGGCUAAAAAAGUUUCCAACUUUCUUCCUCUUUGAGAAUGUGGACUUUGGGUUAUGAUGACAAUGGCGGAGAAUUUUGCUUCUCUGAGGCCUUUCAUGGCGGUCGCAAGCUCCGGCCUCUUGUCCCUCGCCCUUUGCCUUCCCUUCGUGUCAAUGGCGCUAACUUGUCUUCCCAAUAUUACCAUCUCGCAAAUCUUUUGAAUGAGGAAAGCCAGAGAGAGUUGUUGAAUAAUGAAAAGAGUUCAUCAAGUCCAACACCAGUAACAGUGAGUUCAUCAAGAUGGAAUCCGACGGCGGAGCAGUUGAGAAUUCUGGAGGAGCUUUACCGGCGAGGGACAAGAACGCCGUCCGCCGACCAAAUCCAACACAUCACCGCCCAGCUCCGCCGCUACGGCAAAAUAGAAGGCAAAAACGUUUUCUAUUGGUUUCAAAAUCACAAGGCUAGAGAGCGCCAAAAACGACGCCGUCAAACUGCCGCUGAACAAACCAAAUAUUCUGAGGCAGAAAAAGGGUACGAAAUUGAAGAGACAAAGACGAAGUGUAGGUGGGGAAGGCCACCACCACCACCACCCUCUAUAAUCUCCUCUACUCUAUUUUCACAGGAAUGUGCAGAAACACAGAGAAAAACAAAAGUUGUUGAAUUGGAACAACAAGAAGAAGAAGAAGAACAGGAAACAAGAAGAGAGUCAGUGGAAAGAGAUGGAACAUGGAAAUACAAUAAUAUAUUGAAUUGUCAACUCAUAAACCCUACAAGGAAGACCCAACAUCUAAACAGUGUCGACGAAUCCCGCACCGGAGACCAACGACACAAUGUCGUUGAUAACGAUGGCGAAGAAGAAUCUAAAACGAUGACACUUCAGUUGUUUCCUCUAUGCAGCACCAAGUUUUACAAAUACGACGGCGAGAGAGAAGGACGACGGGAUGAUUGGCCAGCGAUCAUGUCGGAUUCAGACAAUGUGAUCAAAAGCACCACCUUAUCUCCAAGUUGUAGUUUCCAGUUUUUUGAGUUUCUUCCACUCAAAAACUGAUUUCAUUUUCACCAUGUUAUGUCAAUGUUAAGACUUAUUUUUGUUACCAUAUAGGAAUAGAAGAGAUCAGAGAGUGUUCUAAUGUGUGUGUGUUUUUUUUCCACAAAAGGUUUUAAAUAUAAUUCCGAUAAAAAUGUGAAAACUAAGAUAAAAU